Molecule: messenger RNA, 948 nt
Organism: Capsella rubella
Lineage: Eukaryota; Viridiplantae; Streptophyta; Magnoliopsida; Brassicales; Brassicaceae
Product: early nodulin-20
Exons: 3
Coding region: 1-948 (315 amino acids)
Cellular component (GO): plasma membrane
Molecular function (GO): electron transfer activity
Source: RefSeq, a predicted model, not a curated record
AUGGCCACGAAGAAGAUCUUUGUCUUUAUGACUGUGAUCAUGUUUCUCUUAAGUUGCACCUCAGCUAAAACCUACAAAGUCGGAGGUUCCAACUAUGGAUGGACUGUGAAGGACGACUCUUGGGCUGAACAUAAACAAUUCCACGUUGGAGAUUCUCUCAUCUUCCAAUACGAUAAGAACGUCAACGACCUUGCUCAAGUUUCCAACGCUAAAGAGUAUAUGGCAUGCGAUGUUUCUUCUCCUAAAGUUGUUUAUAACACCGGACACGAUGUGACGUUCUUGUCGUCCAUGACCCUUCACGUCCUACUCCUCCACCACCACCUAGCAAGAACCAUGAACCAUCACCAAGGCCCUUCACGUCAAAGUCCUCCUCCACCAUCAAGCAAGAACCAUGAACCCUCACGUCAAAGUCCUCCUUCACCACCACCGAGCAAGAACCAAGGCCCUUCACGUCAGACUCCUCCACCACCAUCACCAAGCGAGAACCAAGGCCCUUCACGUGAUCAGACUCCUCCACCACCACCAACACCGAGCAAGAGAGGAAGGAUCUACAAGGUAGGUGAUACCAAAGGAUGGAGCGUGUACAACAGUUACUACUACUACAGGUGGAGUGAAACUAAACAGUUCCGUGUUGGAGAUACUCUCUACUUUGAAUACAACAAGAACCUCAACGACGUUCGAGAAAUAAGCGAUGAUUUUGAGUUCAGAUCAUGUGAACCAACUUCUACCGUAGCUGUGUACAAGACAGGACACGAUCUCAUCAAGCUUACCAAACCAGGAGUGCAUUACUUUGUAAGCUUAAAGACUGGUCUUUGUCAGGCUGGGAUUAAGCUUCGAGUCAACGUGCUACCAUCAACAGAAGACGAUACUAAUCUGCCUAAUGUUCCAAAGAUUAACCGCUGCAACAGGUGGUCGUGGUGGUUAUGCCUUUUAAGACCUAAUCACUAA